Erythranthe guttata (spotted monkey flower) is the source of this 876-nucleotide messenger RNA. Its product is annotated as septum-promoting GTP-binding protein 1. Lineage: Eukaryota; Viridiplantae; Streptophyta; Magnoliopsida; Lamiales; Phrymaceae. Gene Ontology annotation, molecular function: GTPase activity; GTP binding. The record is from RefSeq and is a predicted model, not a curated record.
CGGAAAGAUGACGCAGCUCCGCCGGAAAAUCGUCCACCUGAACCUCCGGUGGAUCAUAGUGGAAAAACUCGCACUUUUCCGGCAGUAUCUCAGAUUCAUCUGGGAAAAAAUCCUCUCACGCCGUCCAUUAAGAACGUCUAAGAAUACCCGCGGGUACAGAAGAUUAUUCAACAGACGAAUUAGCUCUUCUUCUGCGCCGAUGGAUUCCGCCGCCGCCGCCGCCUCCGCCGGAUACGAGAGCGACUCGGAUUUAGUCUCGUUGAAGAUCAGUAUACUGGGGGAUUGCCAGACCGGAAAAACAAGCUUUCUGAUAAAAUAUGUGGGAUAUGAAGAAGAGAAUAUGAGUUUGGAGAUGAAAGGUUUGAAUGUAAUGGAUAAAACAAUGUGUGUACAAGGUGCUAGAAUUUCUUUCAGAAUAUGGGAUGUUGCAGGUGACAAUAGGUCAUUUGAUCAAGUCCCAAUUGCCUGCAAAGAUGCUGUGGCAAUUUUGUUUAUGUUUGAUCUCACCAGCAGAUGUACACUCAACAGCAUAAUUGGAUGGUACAAUGAAGCAAGAAAGUGGAAUAAGACAGCGAUUCCGAUACUAAUAGGGACCAAAUUCGACGAUUUCGUACUACUUCCACCCGAUAUUCAAUGGACAGUCAUCACCCAGGCAAGGACGUAUGCAAGAGCAAUGAAAGCAACGUUAUUCUUUUCGAGUUCGACACAUAACAUAAACGUAAACAAGAUCUUCAAGUUUAUCAUGGCCAAGCUCUUCAGCUUGCCUUGGACUGUCAACAGAAACUUGACUCUCGGUGAACCGAUUAUCGAUUUCUAGAUUACGCUACAAAGUGUUUAAUUAUCGCCACACCACUAAAUAGCACAACGAUUUGCACA